UCUCGGCAGUCGGAUCCUCGUGUCAGUGCUCAGUCUGUGUGUGGUACAGCGCGCGGCGAAGGAACUGGUGGUAUAUUUCACAACGGCAGUCAUUUUCAAAAGAAUAACUCGUUUACUUGCCAAUUAGUAAUAUUUGGACUUACUGGAAGAUUCGUGUACUACUACUGGAUGUAAUAUUCUUUGAAGUUGUAUGCGCCCAACAACUCGUCCCUACGAGGGGUUUCCAACGUCCGACCGGACGGAGAGAAGCACUCCGCCUCGGUAUCGCCAGGUUUUAAAGGACUAUCAAGAGCCAAAGAGGAAGAAGUGGAUGAAAAAUAGAAACGACGACUGACAUUUUCCGCCCUUAUCACUCCGUUGUGACGGAAACAAGUGAAGGAUAUUAAGCUUUGUGGGUCUGGAUACAAUUUUUCUUACCUGUGCAGAAGAGAGAGGGGAGGAAUCAGCCCAGACAAAGGUACAAAGGAGAGGUGAUCCAUCCAGUGGUCGGGGUCUGAGUGUGCGCCUUGCAGCCGAGAACAGGGCUUUGUCCGCAGCAAUCCUGCGUAUACACGGGAGGGGGUGGCGGUGAUUUACCGCACCUUCACCGGGAUUACGGAAGGAGAGAGAAAACACACCGAAUUCCCCUGUGUAAAGAACCCGACAUGUAUCCACAAGGCCGGCAUCCGGCACCUCACCAGCCAGGGCAGCCUGGCUUCAAGUUCACAGUGGCAGAGUCCUGCGACAGGAUCAAAGACGAAUUUCAGUUCCUGCAGGCCCAGUACCACAGUCUCAAAGUGGAGUACGAUAAACUGGCCAAUGAAAAGACAGAGAUGCAGCGUCACUACGUCAUGUACUAUGAGAUGUCCUAUGGCCUCAACAUUGAGAUGCACAAACAGACAGAGAUCGCCAAACGACUCAAUGCAAUUCUUGCUCAAAUCAUGCCGUUCUUGUCACAAGAGCAUCAACAGCAAGUGGCUCAGGCUGUUGAACGGGCAAAGCAGGUGACGAUGACUGAGCUGAAUGCGAUCAUCGGGGUACGUGGACUUCCCAAUCUGCCUCUCACUCAGCAGCAGCCGCCUCAUAGUGUCUACCCAGCCUUCAUGCAGCAGCAGCUUCAGGCUCAGCACCUCUCUCACGCGGCCCACGGGCCCCCAGUCCAGCUGCCCCCACACCCCUCAGGCCUGCAGCCGCCCGGCCUCCCCCCUGUGACGGGCGCUGGCUCCGGCCUGCUGGCUCUAGGUGCUCUGGGCAGCCAGGCCCACCUGCCUGUAAAGGAUGAGAAGAACCACCACGACCUGGAGCACAGAGGCCCCUCAUCUUUUCACUCGCCUCCGGCCAAUCCCCUGAAAGAACGUGAGUCGAGCACGAAUAACUCCGUGUCGCCAUCCGACAGCCUGCGGGCAGCGAGUGAGAAGCACCGCGGCUCUUCCGACUACAGCCUCGACUCCAAGAAACGCAAAGUGGACGACAAAGACAGCAUGAGCCGAUAUGACAGUGACGGGGACAAAAGUGAUGACUUGGUAGUGGAUGUUUCCAAUGAGGAUCCAGCCACUCCUCGAGUCAGCCCCGCUCACUCUCCUCCAGAAAACGGCCUGGAUAAAUCACGAGUCCUGAAGAAGGAUGCUGCCCCCAACAGCCCCGCCUCUGUUGCCUCCUCAGGCAGCACGCCGUCCUCCAAAGCAAAAGACCACGCCCAUAACGACAAGUCGUCCACACCAAGCCUGAAGUCCAACACACCUACACCGAGGAAUGAGGCCCCAACACCAGGAACCAGCACCACUCCAGGAUUACGGCCUCUCACAAUGGGCAAACCACCCGGCAUGGAGGCAUUAGCCGCCUCCGCCCUACGUACACCUCUGUCCAUUGCGGGUCCCUAUGCCUCCCCGUUUGCGAUGAUGGGUCAUCAUGAGAUGAACGGAUCCCUGACCAGCCCGGGCGUCUAUCCGGGUCUUAUUUCACCACAGAUGAGUGCUGCAGCUGCCGCCGCUUAUGGACGCUCACCAAUUGCAGGGUUUGAUCCUCAUCCUCACAUGAGAGCUCCGGGCCUGCCAGCCAGCCUCACGUCCAUUUCUGGAGGAAAACCAGCUUAUUCUUUUCAUGUGAGUGCAGAUGGUCAGAUGCAGCCCGUGCCCUUCCCUCCAGACGCACUGAUAGGCCCGGGCAUCCCGCGCCACGCUCGCCAGAUAAACACACUGAGCCACGGGGAAGUGGUGUGUGCUGUCACUAUCAGCAACCCCACACGUCACGUCUACACUGGUGGCAAGGGUUGUGUCAAGAUCUGGGACAUCAGCCAACCAGGCAGCAAGAGCCCAGUGUCCCAACUCGACUGCCUGAACAGGGACAAUUACAUCCGCUCCUGCAAGCUGUUGCCUGACGGCCGCACCCUGAUAGUGGGUGGCGAGGCCAGCACGUUGACCAUCUGGGACCUGGCCUCACAGACGCCCCGCAUAAAGGCCGAGCUCACUUCCUCUGCUCCGGCCUGCUACGCGCUGGCCAUAAGCCCUGAUGCCAAGGUCUGCUUCUCCUGCUGCUCGGAUGGAAACAUCGCCGUGUGGGAUCUCCAUAACCAGACCCUCGUUAGGCAGUUCCAGGGCCACACGGAUGGAGCCAGCUGUAUCGACAUCUCCCACGACGGGACCAAACUGUGGACCGGAGGGCUUGACAACACGGUUCGCUCCUGGGAUCUGAGGGAGGGACGACAGCUCCAGCAACACGACUUUACCUCACAGAUCUUUUCGCUGGGCUACUGUCCCACUGGAGAAUGGCUGGCUGUGGGCAUGGAGAGCAGCAACGUGGAGGUGCUUCACCACACCAAGCCGGACAAGUACCAGCUGCACCUGCACGAAAGCUGUGUCCUCUCACUCAAGUUCGCCUACUGUGGUAAAUGGUUUGUGAGCACAGGGAAGGACAAUCUGCUGAAUGCAUGGAGGACUCCGUAUGGUGCCAGCAUAUUCCAGUCGAAGGAGUCGUCCUCCGUCCUGAGCUGUGACAUCUCAGCAGAUGACAAAUACAUCGUGACAGGAUCCGGUGAUAAGAAGGCCACCGUCUACGAAGUCAUCUACUAGAGAGAAAGGAGGCUUCUGAUGAACAACUCACUUUUCCCGCCCGACCACGCGUCUGUGGACUACAACACGAUGAGACAAACUACAGAUUUGGCAGUCUCACCUGGUGGAAGUCUAUAGAGCUGUUGGCCCCAAGGAUGCUUGCGCUGGAAAGAAUAUAUUGUGUCCUUUUGUUUUGGAGGGUUUCAUUUUUGGGUUACACACUUUUUGUGACUUCAGAAUUUUUUCCUGUUUUCCCUUGAAUAUUUGGGUGUAACCCGGUGAAGCGGCGCUUCAUUUCUGAGAACCUCGUUCCGCCAGACGUCUUGUGAAAAGUGUAUAUAUCGGAUUAAAUAAGACAUUUUAUAUAUAUUAUAAAAAUAUAUAUUUUCAUGUCCUGGGUGUACUUGUGAUGAUUUUUUUUUGGCCCACUCUGUCUUAUGCCACAAUAUUUGAGUGGAAGAUCAGAACAUAGAUUAGAACUUUUUAACAAUUUUGAUUUUCUUAAAGCACAUUCUCCAGACUGACCUUUUCAGAAAUCAACGAGGGGCAUGGAACUUGUAAGUAGGACGUUCUGUGGAGAUUUCAAAUGGCCUUUUGUCACAGUGCUCUUACCGGACGAUGAACACGAGGAGUCCUCUGACUCCGGCAGAGCCUCUGCUGGUUUGGACCACUGCGGGACGGAGCGGGACACUAUGAUUCAGGAAAAGAGAUGGAUGUAAAUUUAAUUCCUAUAUAUAAAAAGACUUUUUUUUUUAAAGUGUACUGCUCUGUCUGUGCUGUCUUUCUCCCCAUUUGUUUUACCUUGUUAGACUAUGGGCGAUGGGGACGUUUGUUUAGCCUAACCCUUGGACCUCAGUUGGCAGCAGACGCACUGCGGCAGGCACAAACUGGAUGAAAAUGUACUUCUAGUUAAGUUGACGUAAUAUGGAUGUUGAAUUGCACCAUUGAUUUCUUGACUUCAGACUAAAUUCAAACAUUUUUGGAAUCCUUCUGCCCUUUGUAUCAAUAUUCCUGGAAUAUUGUUGGCAGAGAGACAUAUAAAGGCUCAUGGGGACAGCACUUAAAUGUAAACAAAAAUUUGUGAAUCAAGUCUCCAGUGUUGACUUAUUAAGACAAAAAUGAAUAAUUCUGGUUUGUACACUGUGCUCCUGAACCUGUCAGCAUUUCCUACAAGAUAAAAGGGAGCCGAAUGCGCCAAUCCCUCUGAAUCACACCAAAGUAUGUAGCUAAUGCUGUCAGCGCUGAAAAGAAAUGUACAGUUGUUAAUAAAUUAAUAAAACAGUUUUUGUAGAA
Molecule: messenger RNA, 4319 nt
Organism: Etheostoma cragini (Arkansas darter)
Lineage: Eukaryota; Metazoa; Chordata; Actinopteri; Perciformes; Percidae
Product: transducin-like enhancer protein 3-B
Exons: 22
Coding region: 645-3047 (800 amino acids)
Biological process (GO): regulation of DNA-templated transcription; negative regulation of canonical Wnt signaling pathway
Cellular component (GO): nucleus; transcription regulator complex
Molecular function (GO): protein binding; transcription corepressor activity
Source: RefSeq, a predicted model, not a curated record